GAGUCGGAAACGUGAGGGAUAGGAGAGAAGUCUGGCGAAAUUCGUAAGGCGGGCUGUUGUUUUUGUUCCCUGCAGGCUUUAGAUGCCCAGCGGUAUUGGUUUCUCGUUUGACCCCUCCUGACUGGAAGAUGUUGACCCGGCUGAAAGCAAAAUCAGAGAGGAAGCUUGCAAAACAGAUUUGCAAAGUUGUAUUGGAUCAUUUUGAAAAUCAGUAUUCCAAAGAACUUGGAGAUGCCUGGAAUACAGUAAGGGGUGUACUAACAUCUCCAUCAUGCUGGCAAUAUGCUGUCCUUCUUAACCGAUUCAGUUUUCCUUUUGAACUAGAGAAGGAUUUACAUCUGAAGGGCUAUCAUUCACUCUUUCCAGAGUCUUUACCCUACUAUCCUAAAUCAAUGAAGUGUUACCUUAGCAGAACUCCUCACAGGAUGCCUUCAGAAAGACACCAGCUUGGAAACCUGAAAAAAUACUACCUCCUCAAUGCCGCCUCUCUCCUCCCAGUGCUGGCUCUGGACCUGAGGGACGGGGAGAAGGUCCUGGAUCUGUGUGCCGCCCCUGGAGGCAAAUCUGUGGCUCUGAUGCAGUGUGCUUAUCCAGGUUAUCUUCACUGUAACGAAUACGAUAGUCUGAGAUUGAGGUGGCUGAGGGAGACGUUAGAAUCCUUCAUCCCACAGCCGUUGGUAAAUGUAAUUAAAGUGUCUGAAUUGGAUGGCAGAGAAAUGGGAGAUGCCUGGCCUGAAACGUUUGACAAGGUGUUAGUUGAUGCUCCAUGUUCAAAUGAUCGAAGUUGGUUGUUCUCUUCUGAUCCUCAGAAGGCAGCCUGUAGGAUAAACCAAAGGAGGAAUUUGCCUGUUCUACAGAUAGAACUCUUAAGGUCUGCAAUUAAGGCCUUACGUCCUGGAGGGCUUCUUGUGUACUCCACAUGCACACUUUCCAAGGCAGAGAAUCAAGAUGUGAUCAGUGAAAUUUUAAACUCCUACAGUAACAUCAUGCCUGUGGACAUUAAGGAAAUGGCAAGGACUUGCUCCCGAGACUUCACAUUUGCUCCUACAGGCCAGGAAUGUGGGCUCUUGGUGAUUCCAGAUAAAGGUAAAGCCUGGGGCCCAAUGUAUGUAGCCAAAUUGAAAAAAUCAUGGACUACUUGAAACUGGUGAUGUACAUUUCGUAAGCCUUUCCAUUGGUUAUACAUCAAUGUUUUAUUAUAUUUAUUUUUCUAGGCUUUCUACAUGUUAACGUUUGAAUAAUAAUGGAGUCACUUUUCUUGGGUCUAUUUGGAAUCCUAUUUAGUUAAUACUUCAGCAUCUCAGGAUCUGUGGUUGAGAAGUUUUCAAGUGUGUUUUUUUCCUAGAAAUAUAUCUAUAGUAAUGAUUUAAGGUGGUGCAGAUGGUGUUUGUUCUGUAUAAUAAAUCUACUGUCUUUUACUUGGCAUUUUGUAGUUAAAUUAAUCAAAGUACAUGGUUUUAUGCAUAAAAUGUUUAGAAAUGCAUUCUAUCCAUAAUGUUGGUGCUUUGAAUCUUUAAAACUGCAUAUUUGCUGGCCCCCUUAUCAUUUUCUCCUGAUCAAAUACACAGAUUCUUCCAGAGAUUUCCCCCACCUUUUCUGUAAGAACUGAUUGAUAUUCUAAGACUAACUUCUUAAACAGCACUAUUUCUAGUUCUAGCAAAAUAGGUUUCUUAUUUGCCAAGUUGUUUUUCGUUAAGAACUGUCUUCUGUUUUCUGCAAAGGUCAGUGACUCUAUUGACACCAGCUUUAUGUCUCCACUUUUUUUUGUAUUCACAAAUACAAAUUGAAAGGGUAAAUUAUGUUGAAAGGCCGCUAGAACAGCAGAUUCACAUGCACAUGUUUGACUUUCGACAUUCAGCUUGUAGAAUAAUGGAGUCUAUCCAGCAGGCUAUAAAGCAAGUACUUGAAACAAAACCAGAAUGAUUAAUAACCGCAAUAACUGAACUAUAUUUGGAGAGUUUGCUACAUAAUUGCAGUCAUAAUGAGCACUACAGAAUCUGAUUAUCUUACAGUUGCAAUCUGGAGGGGCUUUUUAUUUCACUCCGUUAUGAAAUGUUAUCCGAGAGUAUGAUGUCACAUAUUAAUGCACAAGAGGGAGAUGCCUAAUGAGAGUGGAUUAUACUAUUACCAAAACCCAGUACUGUUUACUAAGUGGCUCUCCUUAUUUACACAUAUCCUGGGAAUAUUGUAUAUAUUUCUGUGUGUGUACUUAGGGUUUUAGCCUCAGGUUAGGAUCAUGUGUUUUCUCUAGAAAUUGCUUCACUCAAAUUCCAAACAUAUUUUUCCACCUAUUAAGAAAAAAUAUGCAGCAUAUUUCAAAAGAUUCUAUCUGUUUAGAAAUUAGCUUUUAAAAAUAAUGAACUCUGAAUAUAGAAAUAUAAAAUUCUGCUGAAGCUGAAUCCUUUUGUUUAUUACAUUCUGUGUAUUCAAACUAGAGACUAUUUGCUCACUUACUGUUUUUGUUUUGCAAGCAUGUGUAACUGGGAAGACAGAGGAAUAAUGUUUUUUUCUGUACUUUUAUUCCAUUAGCCAUUUUGUUUCCUUUGUAUCUAACUAAUGUAUUUAAAGAAAAGCUGGAUCUGUCGAACUCAAUCAACUAUACCGGGCUAAUACAGAAGAUUAAUAAUAAUGGAAAAA
Molecule: messenger RNA, 2637 nt
Organism: Vicugna pacos (alpaca)
Lineage: Eukaryota; Metazoa; Chordata; Mammalia; Artiodactyla; Camelidae
Gene: NSUN3
Product: NOP2/Sun RNA methyltransferase 3
Biological process (GO): rRNA methylation
Cellular component (GO): mitochondrial large ribosomal subunit
Molecular function (GO): RNA methyltransferase activity
Source: RefSeq, a predicted model, not a curated record